Molecule: messenger RNA, 4719 nt
Organism: Helianthus annuus (common sunflower)
Lineage: Eukaryota; Viridiplantae; Streptophyta; Magnoliopsida; Asterales; Asteraceae
Product: homeobox-DDT domain protein RLT1
Exons: 16
Coding region: 446-4699 (1417 amino acids)
Biological process (GO): regulation of transcription by RNA polymerase II
Molecular function (GO): DNA binding
Source: RefSeq, a predicted model, not a curated record
UAUUCACAAAUCCAAGAAAAACACAACACAACACAACGUGUUGGUGCUAAUACAACUCAUUCAUUCAUUCAAUAUCCAAUAAAAAGAAAAACAACCCAAAAAAUUAAAUCUUUAAUCUUUAAUACCCAACAAAAAAACAUGAAAAGAUUAAUAAUCAACCGGAUCAAAGAUACAACACCAACUAUUGUUAUUGUUGUUGUUCUUUCUUUGUUCCUUUGGAAUUGCAACAAUAAUAUCAUCACACCAUCUUGCUUCUGUUUUCUCCUCUCUCUCUCAAGAAUUCCCCCCUUCUCUCUCUACAUAUUUGUCUCCGCACAAAAUUAUUUUGUGGGUGUUGUAAAGUUGGAAUCUUUAUGUCGUUUUUCAUCUUGGAACCCUAGUUUUUUGGGUAUUUUUCGUGUGAAUUUUUAGGGUUUUGUUUCAAGUUCUGAUUUUUAGCUCUGUAAUGGACACUAAUGGUCAAACUGAUGGAUUCAAGAAACCUAAACGCCAGAUGAAGACUCCUUAUCAACUGGAGAUUCUUGAAAAAACCUAUGAUUCGGAGAUGUAUCCGUCUGAGGCGACGAGAGCACAGCUGUCGGAAUCCCUAGGGUUAACCGACCGGCAGUUGCAAAUGUGGUUUUGCCACCGCCGGUUAAAAGAAAAGAAAGAAGAAAUUGUUAAAAAGGUAGUUGGGGAACAGAUGGAGGUUUUAAAAUCUUCUAAACGAGAAUUGAUUGUGGCUGAGCACGAUGGUUCGCGGUCUAUGUCGCGUCAUGAGUCAUGGUCAGGUUCAGAGUCGGAUUCUAGCCGGGAUAAUGAACCCGUGGUGCGUAGCAGGGCGUCUGAGUUGACCCAACAGAAGAUGAUGGUGAGAAGAAUGAUUGAUAGUGUGGAGGCUCAGUUGGGUGAAUCGUUGAGAGAAGAUGGACCAGCACUUGGAAUUGAGUUUGAUGAACCGCCACUGGGUGCGUUUGGGACACCGAUAGUGGUCAAGAAGCCUCUAGCUUCACCUAUAAAUGAUAAUGACUUCAUUGAACCAAAUGAAGAAGUUAUGCAAAUGUGGAGAAAACGCAAGAGUGAAGAUGUUGGAAGAGAUGGUCAAUCCGAAAAGAGGAUGAAAAAGGAGCUUGAGAAAAAAGAUCCGUUGACGAAAAAGAAGGAAGAACAGAUGAAAAAAGAAACGGAGAAACAAGACCGCGAGAGACGAAAGGAAGCAGAACGAAUGAUGCGGGAAAGACAAAGACAAGAAGAAAGAUUCCAACGUGAAGAAAGGCGCGAAACCGAACGCCGAGAAAAAUUCUUGCACAAGGAAUCUUUAAAGGCGGAGAGAAGAAGACAACAAGAAGAGCUUCGAAGAGAGAAAGAAGCUAUAAAAGUCAAAGCUGCUAUUGAGAAAGCGGCAGCAAAAAAAAUCGCUAAAGAAUCUAUGGAAUUAAUGGAGGAUGAGCGUCUAGAAUUAUUGGAAUUAGCGGCUUCUCAUAAGGAGUUGACAUCGAUCGUUUCACUUGAUUAUGAAACUUUGCAGAAUCUUGAUUUCUUUCGAGAUCUUUUAUGCGUGUUCCCACCAAAAUCUGUGCAAACAAGAUUAAAACGUCCGUUUUCGGUUCAUCCAUGGAUUGACUCGGAAGAAAAUGUUGGAAACCUUCUCAUGGUUUGGAGAUUUUGUACGACAUUUGCCGAUAUUCUCGGGCUCUGGCCUUUUACUCUUGACGAGUUUGUUCAAGCUCUUCAUGAUUAUGAUUCAAGAUUAUUGGGAGAGGUUCACAUUGCUCUUCUGAAGCUGAUUGUUAGAGAUAUUGAAGAUGUCGCAAGGACACCCUCCGGUGGGCCCGGGGCUAAUCAAUACGCUGUUGCUAAUCCUGAAGGUGGUCAUCCUCAGAUUGUCGAAGGGGCAUAUAUGUGGGGCUUUGACAUACGCAACUGGCUUAAACAUCUAAAUCCAUUAACAUGGCCUGAAAUACUUCGACAGUUUGCUCUAUCUGCCGGUUUUGGACCUAAGUUGAAAAAAGAUAAAGUCAAGCAUCCGCGCUUGCCUGAAACUGACGAGAGUAAAGGUUGUGAAGAUGUAAUUACGAUGCUACGGAAUGGCUCAGCUGCUGAAAAUGCAGCCACAUUGAUGCAAGGAAAAGGUUCCCGUCUUCAAAAGAAGUCUAGAAAUCGUAUGACUCCUGGGACCGUGAAAUUUGCCGCUUAUCAUGUUCUUUGUCUCGAGGGAAGCACGGGCCUAAAUGUUUUAGAACUUGCCAAAAAGAUUCAGAAAACAGGACUUCGUGAUCUUACAACAAGCAAGACACCGGAUGCUUCAAUCUCGGUUGCAUUAUCAAGAGACCCGAUCGUAUUUGCAAGAAUUGCUCCUUCUACUUAUUGUGUCCGGCCCGCUUAUAGGAAGGACCCUGCUACUGCCGAUGAAGUAAUUUCAUCGGCUAAAGAGCAGAUACAAACUUACGCAAAUGGAAUCUUAUCUGGAGUUAAUCUUGAGGAAGUUGAGAAAGAUGAAGAUUAUGAAUCGGAGGUUGUUGAGGGUCGAGAACUUAACGAUUUUGUAACCUCAUCUACUAUCAAAGGCACCGACUUUCACAUUGAAGAUGUUAAAACGUCCGUUUGUGAAGACGUUGAUGUUGAAUUAAAACGUCCGUCCGUUGGUGUGAGUAAUAUUAAUCAAGAAAGUAGUGAAAUUGACGAAAGAAAAUCAGAAGCGUGGGUUCAAGCGCUUACAGAAGGGGAAUAUUCGGAUCUUUGUGUUGAGGAUCGUCUCAAUGCUCUUGUCGCUUUAACUGGAAUCGCUAAUGAAGGAAACAUUAUUCGUGUAGUUCUUGAGGAUCGAUUAGAUGCUGCAACGUCUGUUAGAAAGCAAAUGUGGUCAGAAGCACAACUCGAUAAAAAACAAUUGAAAGAAGAGUUUAUAACCAAAUUUCAAGAUUCUUUUCUCAUGACGGGUCAAAGCCCGUUGAUUCCUGUUAUUGAUAAUAAAGUCAAUGACGGGUCUCGACAAACGGGUCAGGAUAGUUCUGUUGGACAGAUAACGGGCCAAAUUUAUAACAAUGGAUGUAACACAGCCGAAAGAUCACGGUUGCAGUUAAAAGCUUUCAUCGGUCACAAAGCAGAAGAAAUGUAUGCGUACAGAUCUUUAUCUUUGGGCCAAGAUCGAAGGCGUAAUCGAUAUUGGCAAUUUGUAGCAUCUAAUUCCCGGCAUGAUCCAGGGUCCGGCAGGAUAUUCGUUGAAUUACAAAACGGAUGUUGGAGGCUGAUCGAUUCAGAAGAGGCAUUUGAUGCUCUUUUGUCUUCUUUGGAUACGCGUGGGGCCCGAGAAUCUCAUUUACACAUAAUGCUGCAAAAAGCGGAGACGCUGUUUAAGGAGAACAUCAGAAGAAAUUCAAACAGUACGGCGUGUGUUUCAAGUUCCGAUUCAUUUGAAUCAUCGCUCUCUUUCAACAUUGAGCUCGGGAGGGACGAAUCGGAGAAAAGAAACGCUAUGAAACGGUAUCAAGAUUUGGAAAAGUGGAUGUGGAAAGAAUGUUUGUAUUCAUCGAAUUUGUCAGCUAAGGCACAUGGUAAACAACGGUGCACCCCGCUCCAGGGAAUCUGUGAUUCUUGUCAUGCGUCUUAUUGCUCGGAGAAGGCUAUUUGUCCCCGAUGUUAUAGGUCGAUCAACACGUUUAGCGACAAAUUAUCUUAUCUUGAAGUAGAUAAUUAUCCCGAUAAUUGGGAUAUUACCCUUCCAAUAAGAAUCCGAUUGAUCAAGUCCCUAUUAACGUUCUUGGAGGCUUCUAUUCCAUCUGAGGCCCUGCAAUCUUCUUGGACCGAAAACAAUAGGGACGCUUGGGGUUCUAAGUUGCAAGGUUCAUUGUCACCGGCUGAUCUUCUCCAGGUUCUUACAUGGCUCGAGAGUGUCGUAAAACGGAACUAUAUGUCUUUGGAGUUUGAGACCACAGAGGAACUGAUUGGGACCUCUGGCUUAUCCGAACUGGUUGCAUCGGGCCCAGGCUCGGUCCCUGUACUUCCAUGGAUAGCUCGAACCACAGCUGCUGUGAGUCUGAGGCUUUUGGAGCUUGAUAGCUCGAUUUCCUACACUUCUGAACAGAAAACCGAGCUUAAUAUAGUACACAAGACAAACGAUAUCAUUGAGUCUCCAUUAAAGUUCACGUUCUUGAAGAACAUCGGAAAAACCUUGGAUUCCAACCAAGGUAAACCUGUAAAACCGGCUCGUGGUGGUGGACGUAGUCGCAGUGGCGGGAAGUUGCAGAAACGUACGGCAGGUUCCAUAACUACCCCCAACAGUAGACACUACUGUAGAGACACUGUUACAUUGAGUCAAGUUAUCAAACAAACACAUGCAACCGGCCGAAGAACUGCGAGGAAAAGAAGAAUUGAAGAUGCUCCCAAAGAAGAAGAGGAGCGUGUUAAAAACUUUAAUGUUGAAGAAUGGAUUCGUGAACCUGUCGGCAAAUUUGAAACUGAAAACCGUAACUUUGAAGCCAGCGAAGAUGAAGAAGAUGCAAGUGAAUCUGAUGAUGGUGAUGGGAACGGAGUCGGGUUUGAAAUGGAAAACAGGGAAAGUUCAGGGUAUGGUAUUGCAAAUAAUGAAAGUAGAUGGGGUGAAACGGAUGAGGAGCGGUUUGAAAAUGUUGAAGUAGAUAUGCAUGAUGAUUAUGUAGGUGGAAGGAAUUUUGAAGUUGAAGAUUCAGAUUCUUUUGAUUCUGGUGAAUAUACUGAUUGAACCCUAAGAGAAACAAAAAA